Messenger RNA from Morus notabilis, 836 nucleotides. RefSeq lists its product as uncharacterized. The record is from RefSeq and is a predicted model, not a curated record. Lineage: Eukaryota; Viridiplantae; Streptophyta; Magnoliopsida; Rosales; Moraceae. The transcript is spliced from 3 exons. The coding region runs from base 45 to 626 and encodes 193 amino acids.
GUUUCCUCCUCUAUUCCAGAUCCUAGGACUUGGAAUCAGGGAGGAUGAUUGGCAAUGCUAAGGAGUGUGCGGGACUCUAUCUUCUCGAAGGGCCAAGUAAUCCUAUAAAACAAGCUCAUCAUGCAAGUAUUGUUGAAGCAAGAGAUGUACUUCUCCAGAAGCUUCAGAACAGAGAUGCACAAGUAGAGACCUCUGAGAACUCCAAGCCUCUUAGUACAUCUCAAGACCACAUCCAAGUCAGCAAAAAACAAGGGCACGAUAAUCCAUCAUUGGAACACGAUGCAUUGAAGUUUGAAGUUUCAGGUAAAGCUAAUACUGAGCAGUGUUUGGAGAAGGCAAUUGAUGACUCGGGUAACACUUCAGCCGCCGAUGUAAAGUUUGAAACUGAGGAUGAUAUUUCAUUUAGCGAUCUAGAGGAUGAUGACAGUGAAGUCUCUCGUCGAUUAUCGGACAGUAGGACAGCGCAGGACAUUAGAACCUCUUCGCCUGGUGAAUCCAAUGAUUGGGUUCAGCUAAGCGGAAGUUCAAAGGUUCAAAGUGGCAAGCAAAAACCUGGCCAGUCCAAGGAGAAAGACUCGGAAGGUGAGGAGUCGAGUGACUGGCUUGCUGUUGAUGACUAUGAUUAGAUGGUUUGGUAUUUAGUUUGAUUGCCAAAUAAUUGUAAAGUUACAACUUUUUUUUUUUCUUUUUAUUUGUUCCUUGUGUAUUUUUCUCUUGUUGGGGCACGGGGGAAUCUGUGCUGCGAAGAAUUUCAGUGUUAACAUAAGCUUCUUUGUUUCAGUAAAUAAUUCGAGGAAGUUAUUUUCAAACACAAGUAUUAUUGGUGGGAGUGACAG